AUGGAUUCCGCCGCCUUGGAUCCACGCCUACGCAGCCCUCACGAUUCCUCAUCAAUAUCCGUUUCCGUCGCCCCGGCUGCGUCAUGUUCGUCCUCGUCCUCGUCCCGGUCGCCAUCUAAUUCAACUCCUACCUCUACCUCCAUCCCUGCCCCAGACCCAAACCCAAACCCAAACCCCACAGCCAGCGGGCCCGGCUCUGGAAUAGCGGCCAUCGGGGAUACAUACAUCAACGGCUCCGUCCCGGGCGCGGGCCAGGUCGGAGCUCUACAAGCCGCCGCCCCUGCGCCAUCCUCUGCCUCUACUCAUACCCCAAGCAAUGUCCCGUCUCCCGAGCUGCAGCGCAUGAGCCAAGGCGUCAACUUCCACACCGCAUACUCACAGGCACCUACAAAUGCACCUGCACCCCCCCUCCCGGCUUCAUCCGCCACAGCCGCCCUCCCUGAUGAUUCUGGCGAUCAUGACAACUCGGGGGCCGAUCCCAAGAAGGCCAGGGCCUGUGAGGCAUGUCGAGGCCUCAAGGUCCGCUGCGAGCCUGUGGCCGAGGACCCUGACGGGGCAUGCAAGAGAUGCGCCAAGGCUGGACGCAACUGCAUCAUCACUCAGCCCACCAGGAAGCGCCAAAAGAAGACGGACAAUAGGGUGGCCGAGCUGGAGAAGAAGAUUGAUGCUUUGACUGCUACCUUGAGCGCUACCAAGGCUGGCCAGGCUGGCACCUCCCUCUCCGCUCAUCCUGAAGCCGCCACCGGGUACUACGGCGCACCUGGAAAUGGUCCUCCCAGGAGCUGGAACGUCGUCGAUGGAAUGUCCAGUUACGGAAAUAAUGCAGGACACUCACAGGGUUCUUCAUCUUACAGCGCACCACCAGCAGCCCUGGCCGGUCAGAAGCGGAAGCACACUGAGUUGGCUGAAAAUGGUGGCGACGCUCCAGCAUUUCCAAGGAGCCAUGAGUACCCUGAUCUCGUUGAUCGCGGUAUCAUUAGUAUCAACAAGGCGGCUCAGCUAUUGGAUCGGUACAAUUUCCAGAUGGCGCCUCAUCUACCCGGUGUCGUCUUCCCUCCCCACCUGACCGCCGGCGAGCUCAGGAAAACGAAGCCAGUCCUGUUCCUUGCCAUCAUGGCCGCUGCUUCUUCUGGCGCUCCCGAAAUACAAAAAGUCGCUGUCAGAGACCUCAUGCAGACUUUCGCCGACAGGAUCGUCAUCAUCGGCGAAAAGAGCAUCGAGCUGGUCCAAGCCUUGACUGUUGCCGUUAUGUGGUACUGGCCACCAGAACACCUGGAGGAACUGAAAUUCUACCAACUUGUGCACAUGGCCAUGAUCAUGGCCCUCGACAUGGGCCUGGGAAAACGCAGACCCAGGGGUAGCAAACCAACCCUGUGGGGUGCACAACCUUCCAAGAGGCAUCCUCAACCAGACCCAACCACCAUCGAAGCCAGACGAACCUGGCUUUUGUGCUACUACUUGACUGUCAACACGGCCAUGGCUCUGCACCGACCAUACCUGCUCAGAUGGACGUCGUUCAUGGCCGAGUGCAUGGACAUUCUCGAAUCUUCACCAGAGGCUGCGCCCACGGACAAGUAUUUCUGCCAUCUCGUGUGGACGCAUCAACUGGCAGAAGAGAUCGGCUUCCAGUUUUGCAUGGACGACCCUUCCGUCUCAGUCAACCUGUCAGAUCACAUGACACAGCACAGGAUCAGGAGCUUCGAGCGGGAGCUCGAUAAACACAAGACACAGGUUCCAGCAGAGCUGAUGCAGCCAUCACUUAAGCUCAGCUUCCACACCUUGAGCCUAUAUGUGCAUGAGCUUGCUUUACAGACGGACCCGGCCGAUGCCUUCAAGGAACCGUUCCCCUCCGAGAACGUCGUCAAUAAUACAGCGCUGACUCCAGCCUAUACCAGCGCCCUGGCGGCCUGUCUGACGGCGAUUGAUGGGAUUUUCGACACAUUCUUGGGAAUGGACCCGUCCAGUAUACGGUGUCUUCCCGUGUUCAACCUCGUACGGGUGUCUUAUGCGACGGUCAUUCUCAUCAAGAUACAUUCCGCCGCCUCUAAUCCCUCGUCGGACCUGGGGAAGGUCAUUGACAAGGACAGCCUGAAGGUGGAGCAGCAUUUAUCGAGUCUGGCUGAGAAAUUCCGUCUUAUUGCCGCUGAUGACAAGAACCACCCAGCUUCCAAUUUUCUUACUGUUGUAGUCAUGGUGCGGUCUUGGUUCCUCAAGUUCAGUCAGGGCCAACUGAAGCGUGGCGCCGCCACAACUGAUACCUCGACGACUGUGGCAGGGCCAGGCCGAGCAGACAAUACUGCUCAGGCCAGCAGCAACCCUUUGCAGCUUCUAUCCGAAGCGGCCACAAACAAUCAAGCUGCUGUCAGCGGACUCCCGCAGAGCGGCAAAGACAAGACGGAUGCCGGCACGGCGUGGAGCCGUUCCUCUUCGAACGAGGCAGAUCCAAACCAAAAGACUAAUGGUGGUGGAAACAGCAACAUGCCGCCACCUCCUAGUCCUCAGGCACAAGCACAUCCUCAUCAACACGGCUUUGUCGGCGGCACACCUGCUCUGUGGCUCAACUUCGGCUCGGACUUGGACCCCGGCAACCUGACUGACGGGUUCACGCAAGCUUGGAAUCUGACCAUGGAAGGCCUCGGUGACGGGCCGAACGGCCUACAGGACUUCUACAACUUUGCACUCGGGAUCCCUGACCCGCUACUCGGCCCGGCUGGGGCCCAGAUGCCUGGCCCAGAUACGUUUCAAUCUUAG
Molecule: messenger RNA, 2751 nt
Organism: Diaporthe citri
Lineage: Eukaryota; Fungi; Ascomycota; Sordariomycetes; Diaporthales; Diaporthaceae
Exons: 2
Coding region: 1-2751 (916 amino acids)
Biological process (GO): DNA-templated transcription; regulation of DNA-templated transcription
Cellular component (GO): nucleus
Molecular function (GO): zinc ion binding; DNA-binding transcription factor activity, RNA polymerase II-specific; transcription cis-regulatory region binding
Source: RefSeq, a predicted model, not a curated record